GGACUUGGGGAUUACGAGGAAUUACCUCCUCGUAAUUUCCCCAAGUAAUAGAAGUUUGAUCGUCAAUAAAGUGAGGAAGAAAUUUUAUUUCCGAUCAAAACGUCUAUCCGGUGGAGAAAGUAGGACGACGGAGCUGAAAAAAUGGAGAUUACAAACAAUUCUUCAACAGAGCAAAGACAAUCCAAAAAAGAGAAAGGAGGAUGGAGAGCCAUCAAAUACAUUCUCGCAAAUGAAACUUUUGAGAAAUUAGCCUCAAUGAGUUUGAUCGCAAACUUGACUGUUUAUCUACAAACUCAUUACAACCUGGAUGGUAUUCUUUUGAUUAGUGUUGUCAGUGUGUGGUCUGGAUCCUGCAAUGUUACACCCAUUAUUGGCGCUUUGUUUUCUGACACUUUUCUGGGCAGAUUUCGUACUCUUCUCUUCGGUUCAAUCUCAUCAUUCUCGGGUAUGGGAAUUAUUGCUUUUACUGCUGCUAUAUCGGCAUUAAGACCUCCAACUUGCAUUGACAAAGGAAAUUGCAUAGGUCCUAAGGAAUGGCAAUUGGGCGUCCUUUUUAUUGGCUUAGGGUUACUGGCAAUUGGAGCUGGUGGCAUUAGACCCUGCAACAUUGCCUUUGGGGCAGACCAAUUUGACACCACAACUAAAAAGGGGAGAAGACAAUUAGAGAGUUUUUUCAAUUGGUGGUACUUUUCAUUCACUUUGGCUCUCGUAGUUGCUCUCACUGGUGUUGUAUACAUCCAGACCAAUGUUAGUUGGGCUCUUGGUUUCUUCAUCCCUACCAUGUGCCUUUUCUUCUCCAUUGCCAUUUUCAUAAUUGGUCACCAUACCUACAUACUUGCAAAGCCCCAAGGAAGUGUUUUUGUUGAUAUGGCUAAGGUGAUUGUUGCAGCGUUUCGGAAACGAGGUUUACGUGCCUCAGAGCACACGCUCCACGACCCUCCCCCGCUCGAAAAUGAGGUGAAAAUUCCUCACUCAGAGAGGUUUAGAUGUCUUGACAAGGCUGCUAUGGUGGUCGAUGAAAGUGAGGUGGAUGAGCAGGGUUUGCCUAAAAAUGGAUGGAAGUUAACCAGUGUGCGACAAGUGGAACAUUUGAAGAUGUUACUAGGAAUGUUGCCCAUUUGGAUAACAGGAAUUGGUUGUUUCAUAGCCAUGGACCAACAAAACUCUAUUGGGAUAAUGCAAGUAAUCCAAUCAAACAAAAAGCUUGGAUCCCACUUUCAGGUACCUCCAGCUUGGAUGGGACUUUCGUCGAUGAUUGCUCUUGCAAUAUGGAUCUUCAUUUACGAGCAAAUUUGGGUACCUCAAGCUAGAAAACUUACAGGAAAGACUAAAAGAUUGACAAUGACACAUAGGUUGAAUAUCGGCAUUGUGAUAGCAAUUGUGUGUGCGUUAGUAGCUGCAACUGUUGAAACAAAACGUCGUGGGGCAGCUUUAAAAAGCGGAACAUUUGAGUCACCUUUAAGUGUCUUGUUCUUCUUGCCGCAAUUUGCUUUAUCAGGUUUGAUCGAAGCGUUUGCUGCAGUUGCUUUGAUGGAACUUCUUACGACGCAAUUACCAGAGAGCAUGAGGACUGUUGCCGGCGCAAUCUUCUUUCUGAGCUUAUCAGUGUCAAGCUACUUGAACUCUCUUCUUGUGAACAUUGUUUAUACAACAACUAAGAAGAGUGGGAAAGGGCCGUGGUUGGGAGGUCACGAUCUCAAUAAGGAUAGGCUGGAGUACUUCUAUUACCUCCAGGCUGGUAUAGAAGUUUUGAAUUUGAUUUAUUUCAAUGCCUUUGCCAGACAUUUUUUGGCCAAAAAUGGAGGAUCCAAGGAGGAGCAGAGAAGUGAAGACAAAGCAGUAGAAACGGCCUAAUUGACAAGAUCGAUUGGAUAUCUAUGCAAUGAUGAGUAUAGGAAAAUGUAAUUUUGAGACAAAUGGGAAGAAAUUUAUGAAAUGUGAGAAAUUGUUUGUGGAUUGAUAAAAUAUUGUUUCUUUCAUAAUCAAAUGUUAAACUAAAAAAAAAAAAGUUACAAAUUAUAGAAAAGCACAGAAGGGUUCAGAUACCAUGCAAAACAAUAUACACUACCCUAAUUCAAACUUGCUGCUCUUCUACAGCUGGUUUAACAUUCAACCAUUCUCUUCCAAAGCCAAAAGCACUUAGUUUUUGCUCAAUUAUCUUGUCAAGGUGUUCUGCCAUCUCAGGUGUCAAAUGAUUCCUCCAGUCCCCAACCUUCCCCUCCGGGAAAUGUCUUUGUUUCGAACCUGAUAGUUUCGAAUUGGAAAUAACAUUCCACUCUUGUUUACCUCUAAAUUGCUCAUAAACUCAAAACUGCACAGCUCUACAAUUUUUUGCACCACACCUUCUUUUUCUUCCUCUAAGGAAAAAGGGUAUCCCAUGAAUUC
Messenger RNA from Rubroshorea leprosula, 2385 nucleotides. Lineage: Eukaryota; Viridiplantae; Streptophyta; Magnoliopsida; Malvales; Dipterocarpaceae. The record is from the annotation of a GenBank genome assembly.